CUUCGACGACGGCUCCGUGGAGAGUUGUGACGUGCUGGUGGGAGCUGACGGCAUCAGAUCCAAGAUCCGUCAGCAGCUGCAGGGCGCUCCCGUACAGUUGCAGUACAGCGGCACGGUGUGUUGGCGGGGCAUCCUGCCGCUCAGCAGGAUCCGGGGCGGCGCGGAGGCAUUCCUCAAGUCCAUCAACGGCGACAGCUGGGCCGAGUACUGGGGCAGCGGGCGCCGCAUCGGGCUUUUCACCAUUAAGGCGGAGGUGUGGACCGUCGAUGUACUCUCCUUGAGCGGGACAAAAAUUAGGGAAAACCCGGCAUUCAUGUCCCCAUGUCCUCACGCUUGUUUUCAUGUCCCCAUGUCCUCACGCUUUUUCAUGUCCUACGCUCUUCCAUGCCCUCAUUCCCCCCUCCCCUCACCCGCCCCCCCCCCAAGGCCCUCCCCGACGAGUCGGCUCCGGGCGGACUGCGAGUGCUGCAGCAGCCGCUGGUGGCCUGGUACGCCUUCGACAACCGGCCCGAGUCCUGGCGCCCGCAGCCUCCCGGCAGCUCCGAUGAGGCGGCGGCGCUGCGGGACCUGUUCUGGGACUUUGCGCAGCCCGUUAGGGACCUGCUGGCUGCCGUACAGCCGUCUGAGGUGCACGUGGCCCGCAUGUUCCAGCAGCCGCCCCCCACCGCCCCCUGGGGGAGCGGCCGGGUGACGCUGCUUGGGGAUGCGGCGCACGGCAUGCUGCCCACACUGGGUCAGGGCGGUUGCAUGGCCAUCGAGGAUGCCCUGGAGCUGGCGAACGAGCUGGGAACGACCUUUGCUGCUGAUGCUACUGAUGCUGCUGCUGUUCCUGGUGCUGCUGCUUUCGCCGGUGCUGCGACUGCUACCGCCUCUGCUGCCCGCGACACUGCGCCUGCAGCUGCUGGUGCUGCAGCUGCUGACGAGGCGGAAGCAGUACGGCGGGUCGCGGCGGCGUUACGGCGUUACGAGGCCUCACGUGCCCCGCGGACCGCCCGAGUGUGGAAGCAGUCAGCGGAGUUGGCCCAGCUGGCGAUGGUGGACAGCUGGUGGGCGGUUCGCGGUCGCAACGCGCUGUACCGCCUGACUCCCAAGUGGGCUGGCGACAAGCAGUUUCAGUACCUGUUCAAGGAGUACGUGCCAGCCUGGAGGGAGGGGGCGCGCAAGGUGCCCCCUGCAGACGUCCCCGAGGGAGCCGUUCCGGCGGCGCCGGUGACAGCGGGAUUAACGGCAGCAGGGGCAGCAUCCUCUGCUGUGGUGUCCUCGCGGACUUAAGAGGUGAAUGAAGACGCAAGGAGCAGGUGAGGAGCAGGAGGCGGCAUGAGGAGUGAAAGGAACAAGGGGGGUACAGAUGUGAGCGUUCGGAGCAGGAUGGCCGGGGGCUACCGGUACGCCUGCUUUCUAGGUGAAGUCAGUGCGUUCACGCGUGUAUGUUGGGGUGUUGAUAGAUAGCCCUGUCGCGCCCAUGCCCCAGGGAUGCGGUUGACUGCAUUUCACGGUCAGCUUAUGCGGACAGAUAGGCGGAGAAUGGCGUAUGAAGUUUGGUGUACAUAGCCGUACAGUUGGCAGUAUAGCAAGUUGGCAGUACAGCAAGUUGGCAGGUGGGAUAUUCUGGUAUUGCAGGAUGCGGUGCAUGUGUUUGGGUGAUGGUGUGUGCCGUACGAACUAUUGUAUGUGUACGGCUUAUGCGGGUUAUGUACGCAUGCUGUAUCAAGAAAAGGUCUUGUAUUUAUGAUUUUUUCUGUCGCUUAAAUUCUUUACUUGAAGCCGUGCAAUGCUGGCACCAUCUGAGCGGGAUCCCCUCCCAUGCAAAUCUCAGUAGACACGCAUGCUUUUGCUUAUGCAUGAUGCUCGAUGCAUGCAUGUACCGGUUGUUUGCAUAGCCUGCAUCUCCGCCAACAACCUGUGUUGAGGGGGCGCUGCUGGUUGUGGACCCAAUGGGUCUUCUAUAUGUGGUAUGCGGUACCUAUUAUGCUAUUCCAGGUGUCUGGUGUCCUCGUCGCAGCGGUGGUGUGUGCUGCUUCACGAAGGGUCAUCAGAGAAAAGACGCUUUGUCAUGGACAAAGGAGAGAACGUUUGCAGGUUGCGGUCCUCGUAGGGGUUUCAGAUGGCGUUGUGGACAGGAUUCUAUGGUGCUGGGUAUAAGCGAGUUGCCACUCUAGCGCCCAACAUAACACUGCCCUGGGGGGCAAUGCCGUUUCCUGGGUAGGCUGGCAUAGGUCCGUGGGGCAUUGGGGACGUCCGAGGUUCUAUAGAUACUGGUUUGCGAGCCAGGAUGCUUUCUUGCGACGUUUGGGCGAGUACCGGAGUCUCCACUAAGCUAUAGCCACUGCUUGCCGCCCGACAUGGCGACAUUGUCCCAGUCCCGACCAGGCAAGGCAUAUUGUGGACACCAUACCUUACUUCCAACUUGCUUGAUUGUACGAUUAUGGAGAUUCCGGCAAGGGUUAUUACUGAAAUAGGGAGGAUACGGAAAGAUUUCGCCGUCGCGCUCGUCCAAGCCUUGUAGGUAAUCGAUGACACCGGCACCUUUGUUAGGAGUUCAGCAAUCCUAUAAGCGUUUGCAAUGGAGGAUUCAAUAGUGCAUAGAGGUGCCUAUUCUUUGCGCUAGUGGGUUGUUGGGUAGACGAGCAGUCGCCUCAGUUAGAGACGAAGGAUGCAUACUUGACGUGGCCAUGGUAUUUGAUUCACAAAGGCCGGCAACUGCGGCCACCGUAACGGUGGCUCAUUAGGCAACCCAUUACGUUGUCCGUACAGACUGUAACAGCAGCAAGACUGUAACGACAGAAAGUGGCACCACUGUCGCCUAAUACCUUGAAGCGCGUUCACUUACAUUCAUUAGCUCUGGACCUCAUAAAGUUGAAGGAAAGAGAAGAAAGAGAUGGCGCCGAUACCCCGACGUCGCAGCAGCGCAGUGAUUUCUACUGCUAUGCCACUAUCUGCAGUCGUCUGCAGCUGUGUUUUCUUGGCUACCUUGCUCAUAUCGGCAGACGCCACUGCCCUCCGUGGACAUGUGCAAGUGACUGCUCGGCUUGGCUCUUCUGGCGCGUCUGUGAAAUCAGGAGAAUAUCCAUUAGCACCGGCAUCCAGCCAGCUCCCCCUAUGUGGGCCCAUCAACACCAAGUGCCUUAAGAGUUUCCUUGCUGGAGGCCAGCUGGGCCAUGACAGCGUACAGACCAGAGACCAGCAUGCUACUACCGACUCGGACAGCAACCUUGCUACUGCUAACUCGGGCGACAGCCUGGGCUCUAUGUUGCACAAAAAAGCAGCAGCGGUUGGCGCUGCGGCGCCCAUCCCAUUUGGCGCUUCCGACAGCACCGUCUCCAGCGCAAACACCGACGCCACCUCCCCUGCUGUUGAGUCCCUUCUCAAUGAAAGUCGAGGUUCAGCAGCAGUAGGCGCAGGAGGUGGGCGUGGGACAAGAACCGCAGAGACACGAGCCCUAUCAGCGCUCGGCAACCCGCCCAACAUGAGCCCGCCGCUGUCACCACAGCCCUUCACCCGCAAGCGGCUGUUCCUGCUGGAGAGCUCGCAGCCCGAAACCACGACGCCGACCUCCCCGCCGCCCAGCACCAGCAAGCAAGACAUGGCUGUGCAACCACCGCCGCCGCCAUCCUCCGCACAGCACACAGACACCUCCACGAUCCCAACACCCUCACCACCACCUGCUAUUCCGGGUGCAGCAACUACACCCUUCUCAAUGUUUGACUGGAAUGGACUCCUAAGUGAAAACGGUGAUGAUGCGGACUUACCUGACCUCGCAGCCGCUGGUUCAGCUGGCAGUGGCGGCGGCAGUGGCGGCAUGUCGGUAUCCGCGUCAGCCAUCGCGGGGGGCGUGUUGGGAAGUGUGUUUGGCAUGAUAUUAUUGGUGGGCGUCGUACUUUUCGUGUUUGCGUGCCGCUUCCAACCAGACCUGCCAUCGAACAUCAACAACCACAGCAACAACAACUUGCCGAGGAGCGCAGCUCACUUCCAUGGAGCCUACUACAAUGCUUGUCCUCCUCCUACUGCUGCUGUUAUAGCCGGUGGUGGUGGUGGCAGGUUUGCUGCUGCUGCCGGUCCCUAUUCGGCACCUGUUGCUGGCGGCAGUGGUGGCAAUAGCGGCUGUUGUGCUUACGCCAAUGUGGGUGCCCGCACGGCUGUAGCAGCACCGGCGCCUGCUACAGCUGCCGCUUAUGGCGGUGUUGGCAGCAGCUGCAGCGGCGGCGGUGCUCCCAGGUCUCAUAGCCUCCGGCAGCUGCCAACGGUUGCUCAGGGCAACAGCAGGAGCUCCCGCGUAACCUCCUCCACCACCAACUCCUCAUUCGCGGACCUGCAGCGCCUGUCGGACGUGAGCAUGAGCAAUCACAACCUCAAUGUCAACAACCACAACCUCAAUGUCAACAACAACAACCAACGCAUACAGCACCCUGCUGCGGGUGUUGGCCGCAGCAGCACAGGUGGCGGACUGGGAGGUCGCAUGAACAGCGGUGUAUGUGGUCUUAGCGGCGUUAGCGUGCUAAGCCGUUUUAGCUCAGGCGGCGUUGCAGCUAGGAUCAGUCCUGAAGCAGUUUCGGCUGGUGCUGGGGGUGCUACAGGUGCUACAGCGGCUGUUCCGGGUGCUACAGCCAGUACGGCUGCUGCUGCUGCUGUAGCUACAGUUGCUACAGGCCCUAGGUCAAGCCCUCGCGCCUCCCCUGCGGCUAUGUUGCGCCUGGCGCUCUCGCAACUGAACCUGCGGCAGCAUAUGAGGAAGACGCAGUUGCCCAACAAGUGGUCGGACGCAGGUGCAGCAGAUGUGAUCCCGGAAGACGUGAAUGAAGGCGAUGGCGGUUGCACUGCUGGUAGUGGCGGGCCUGUCGAUCCCCACGUAGCAACAGCGGGUACUCGUUCCAAAGUUCGCAGCAGCAGCAGCGCUGCGGGCCGUCAGGAGCGUAUUUCUUCGUCCGUUUGGCGUGGGGAGAUUCAUGAGGUGUCCUUGCUUGACGAGGAAGAGCAGUCCGCGGCUCCGGAGCCUACUCCGCAAACCGCGGCACAUCACCCACGAAAGCAGCAGAAACAGCAGCAGAAGCAGCAACGGCGUGAGGAGAAACAGCGGAAGCGGCAGCAAGAGAAGCUCUUAAAGGAACAACAGGUGGUGCAGCUGAGUGUGCAAACCGUCGAUAUGGAGGAGCAACGGCAGCAGCAGCAGUCGUCAUCUUGGCGAUUCCUGCGGCUACAACAACAGCAAGCACCUCGCUGCACAUCUCUGUGCGACAUUACGAUACAGUUGGAGCCGGUGUCAGCUGCGGGGGAGGUCGAGUCCAGCAUUGCAGGUGCAGGGGCUGCAAUUGCUCCCGCUUCAGAAGUUGAGACGCUCGUGCUGCAGGCGGCGGGGACGGACAGCUACUGUCGCUCGUCUAGCCAUGCCACGGGGGACGGAGAUGUAUCCGCGUCGCCCCUAGCUCCAUGCUCUAUCGUGUCUGGGACACACACGACACGCACUACACACGGUGAGCGGUUGAGCGGAGAUGACACCUCCCUGACCGGGGCGCCGCACCCGUCGUCGGCAGAUGCCGGCAUUCCGCCGAAUCUGUUCCGCUGCCCGAUCACGCAGGCGGUUAUGUCCGACCCUGUGGUGGCUGCUGACGGUUACACUUACGAGCGCCGCGCCAUUCUGGACUGGAUAGGCCUCUGCAGCCAGCAGCGAGGGCGGCCCAUGAGCCCUGUGAGCAACCUGCCCAUGGAGCAUACCCGCCUCAUUCCCAACAUGAGCGUGCGUAGUGGGAUCUGCGAGUGGCAGCAGCGCACGUCACCGCAGCAGCAGCAGCAGCAAGGCCAAUCGUCACGGCAGGAGUAAAGUGGCAGCAGCAGCAGCACCAGCACCAGCAGCGGUUAGAGCCGUCGUACGCAGUUAGGAGUCGCAGCGGUUGAAGCAGCCGAGGCGGCAGAGGCUUCUGGAGCGAGGUCGGAGAGGAUGCAGCUGCAGCAGUAGCAACAGAAGAUGUAGCAUUGGGGUAACGGCAAUGCCAGGAGCAGGGUUAUGCAUGAUGUUUCGCUGAAUGCGGCUGCAGUGUGUGUUGUAUGCAUGUGUGGUGGCAGUCUAUUGCUGUAGCAUGUUGCGAAGAAGACAGCGCCCUUAAGGCACCAUGUAGCCCGUGCGUGCAUUGAAAAGUGACCAGAAGACGUUACGCAAACAAAUAUUAGUAUAUUAGUGUGUCCGAAACAGGCUACAGGGGCGUUUUUAGCCCACUGGGACGGUUUCAUCCCGUGCCAACUGUGCACAUGCAUGCGAUACAUCCACAGCAAAACAUGGACACCUUGAGGCGCCCCAAGGCUUUUGUGGCCGGGGCUCUUAGUACUCCUAGUCGUACAUCGCCGACCACACCAGUUUUCCUUUCCUGCCCAUUUAUUCUUUUAGGUGCAUCUGGGUGCAUGCCCGGUUUUUGCUGUCCCGCUUUGUUGUUGUUUCGUUGGUUCCGGAGGGAGCAUAAUGGGGGUAGCUACGUUACCUACGUACGCGUGUAGGGUCCAGGGGGGUGUUGAUUGAAGACAUGAAGAGGAGUAACGGUAUUACUCCCAGGCUCGCCAAGCAUCGCAGCCCUGGGAAUACCUGCGGGGGAAAUCGCACUCGCAGUCGCAGGAUGCGCUCUGCUGUCUGGUUGUUGGGGUCAUGCAUGAGGGUACGCAACAGGGGGGCAGCGCCCGUCCUGUGCAGUAGCAAUUCCUUUGCGCGCCUCUGUGCAACCCGUAUGGUGCACGUGGCACUGAGAUGGCUGCUGGCACGAUUGCUUGUGACGGUGUUCUUAACCGGGCGAUUAAUUAACAGGCGCGUGACGCCAAGGGAUAUCGGUUGGGUUGUGGCGUAAACGUGUUUAUGCCUUGUCAUUUUGCAUCAUGUUAAAGGAAAGAGUUUCGGGUCCGCAGAAGUAGCGCAAUGGUGCAUGGAUGGCAAGGGGUGGCGGUUUCGGGGUUGAAUGGGGUUGGCGGGAGGUUUCCAGUGCACUAGGGCGGCUGCAUACAUGCGUCCUUUCCAAGCAAGCCUUCCCGUUCUUGUGUCCCUGGUUAUCUUACAAGUUCCAUGCUGCUCAGUUUUGCGCACGACGAUUACUGCUGCGGCUGACUCAGGGCAGCACGCACACGCGCGACACCUCAUGGCUCAUGAGCUCGGAGUUCUCCAUGGAAUUGCUGACCUAAGCUCAAGCGUACGGAAGCGAUGAGGUUGUCGAUGAGAUCUUAGAUCUGGAUUAGGUGAUCAUUAUACAGUGUCGUACGUUUUGUGUGCCACAUUCGUGCAGGAAUAGGAGGCGCGCUUUUGUUCCUUUGAAGCUCUGUACGAUUCAGGGUGCAACCGAGAUACCCUUUGACUGGGGGACUAUGAUGAGGACUAUGUUGCUGGCCGGUGUCUCCUCAAUAUCACAAAAAGGUACCCGAAGGGCAGAGUUGGUUGCGGCUUUGAAAAAAGAGUCCAGUGCCGCAAUGUGGCUUCGGCGCCAAACCUGUGCCAUGCGAUGCUGAUACAGGACCUCCAUGUAUGCGUGUUGUGGAUUCUUUUGUGUGUUAGUUACCGUGUGACGGAGAUGGAAGCGCGCUGGUGCCCUUGCAGUGCGCUACACUACCAUUUUGUCGGCAGUUACUGCGAAAGAAGGGAGGGCUGUAGGUGCCGCAGCUGCUACACACCAUGGCAAGUCGAGGAGAGGCAGGAGCAGUAGUCUUGUUGGCCCCCGGUUCUCCCAGACGUGUCUGCUAAGUAAAGCAGUUGAGAUCCCAUAUGAAGACAUGAUGUUGGAUAGGGGCUGUUCGUGGCGUGGGUUGUAUUCAUGGCUUUGCACCUUAUACAUUUCCCGUACAUCGGUGGGAUGUAUGCUAUAGCCCGUUGCGUUCAGGUUAAUGGCCAGAUGCGGCCUUUGUUGGGCCCCUGCCCCGGCUAGCUAGCAACCGGUUUGCAUUUUUAGCUUGCAUUGUCUUGUCCCCGGUUACGGGGGUUGUCAAGUGACGUAUUACGCUUGUGUGUGUGUUGCACGUUUAAGUAGCGACAGUCGCAGCAUACGUGCUGAUAGCGCGUCCUAAUGGUGUGUGCCGGACUAGUGGCCUCGGGGUUAUGGCGGUCGAAUGAGGGUCCUUUGUACCCCAUGCGGCUGUCUUUACGCAGCGUUCGGUUUUUACAAAAAUCCCAGCAUCCCGCAGAACUGUAGCGUUGGAUUUUCUAGGUCCAUCCCAGCAUGCUAGGGUACCAUAGUCUUCGGUGUGCGUGGUGCCGUCGUAUAAACCACUGAACCAGAACCAUUGUAACG
Astrephomene gubernaculifera is the source of this 8249-nucleotide messenger RNA. Lineage: Eukaryota; Viridiplantae; Chlorophyta; Chlorophyceae; Chlamydomonadales; Astrephomenaceae. The record is from the annotation of a GenBank genome assembly.